Molecule: messenger RNA, 2540 nt
Organism: Toxotes jaculatrix (banded archerfish)
Lineage: Eukaryota; Metazoa; Chordata; Actinopteri; Toxotidae
Gene: ccdc3b
Product: coiled-coil domain containing 3b
Exons: 3
Coding region: 239-1066 (275 amino acids)
Biological process (GO): negative regulation of gene expression
Cellular component (GO): extracellular region
Source: RefSeq, a predicted model, not a curated record
UUGUGGCUGGAGGAGGGAGCAGGGACCGCGGAGAAGUUACCGACUGUACGGGACUAUUUUGUUGUUUAAAUCAACUUUGUUGUUUAAAUCGACCCGAUUAUCAGUUGAGUCAGCAUUGUUGGAUGUGCAUGGUGUGAAAGCCCCGCAGUUUUUUUUUCUUUCGUGAUUUCAUCCAUCACCAGCAUCGUGCGCGUCAGUGCGCCUCAGUGACCCGCAGACGUCUCCUCUCUGUCGGAUCAUGUGGAUUAUUUUGGCUUUCGUUCUUGCAGCCGCCGGUCCCGAUGGGAGCUGGGGAUGUCAACUGCCUCACGACUGGAGACCGCAGACAGAAGCGUGCCGUGCCGAGCUGGCGGAGAUCAUAGUCUUUGCCAAGGUGUUGGCGCUGCACAAAGAGUCUUACAGCGUGUAUAACUACCUGCCCUGGCAGCACGACACCGACCUGCUCUUCUCCGCCGAGAUCGAGCUGCUGUGCGAUCAGGCGUGGGGCAGCAUGCUGGAGGUCCCCGCUGGCUCCAGGUUCAAUGUCACCGGCCUGGGUUACUUCCCCUGCUUCUCUUACAGUGUCACCAAAAACAACAACUACUACUUCUUCCUAAGGAUGGAUGAGAACUACAACAUUGUCCCUCAUGGAGUGAACUUCCAGGACGCAAUCUUCCCUGACACUGCAGAUAACCAUCGCAUGUUUGCCAGCCUCUUCCAGUUUUCCAACUGCACACCAGGCACUCAGGUCCAUAGCUUCACCCCAGAGUGGGAGGCCCAGGAGGACAGCAGGUUGUUGUGCUCCACGGUGCAGAAGGCUCUGUUCGAGGAGGAAGAGAGGGUGAGGACUCUCUCCCAGAAGGUGCGCACCUUGGAGAAAGCCAACGGCCACCUGAGGGAAAAGGUGAAGACCAUGAAACGUCAGUUGCGCCAGGCCCAACGAGAAACCACAAAGGAGCAACAGACCCUCAGCCUCAAACAGAUCUACGAGUCGAAGACGCCCCAGACGCACCCGGAUCAGGACACCACCCAGGACCAGAAAGAUCCUCCUCUUAAAAAGGUCCUUUCAAAGAAGCUAAAAAACUAGACCUGUUUGGUUUUUUUUUUCUAUUGUUGUAUGUAAACCUACUUUCGCUUCCUAUGAAGCAUCAGCGACAAAGCAGAGUGAAAGGUUAGUGAGUGAAAGGCAGGGGGAGGCGACAGCAACAGAUUUCAAAAAUAACAAAAUUCAAGAAACAAGCAAAGUACAACCAAAUUUAGAUUUAUUUCCUGGUAAAAUUGGGCUGUGCCACUGAGACUGUCAGCUACAAAGGGACCAUUCAUGCCCAUUUCCUUAUCUAUAUACUUUGAAGAACUUUGUGUUUGUGUGUGUGUGUAUGUGUGGUGGGGGGUAUCACUUGACCUAUUUUGUGUCCUCAGAUGAACUAAAGUGAAGGAUUAACUGCCUCUGAGAUAAAGGAUUUGAAAGGUUUCACAGGAGGAAGAGAUCUUUAUCUAAAUCUCCUUAACUCGUAUUUCACUCCAUUAGUCCAAUAUGAUCAUUCUUUCUGAGUUACUGUUGCUGUCACCAGGUUUAAGCCCCAAGUUUUACCUGCCUCCAUGAUUUUAAUCCAGUGGCAGCACAAUCAUUUUCAGAACACUUCACAGUACAUAGCUCACGGCUCAAAUAGCUACAUAGCUCAUAGCUGACAGACGCACUGUUGGAACAAUAUGGGGACCAUGUUAAAGCAUUGGAAACUGAAGAUCUCUUUUGUUUUUUUUUUUUGUCUGUGCUGGACACAUUAUGCAUUGUAUGAAUACUAGGAUUACAUUUCUUAUUUCAGAAAUAAUGAAAUAAUUCAUCAAAAUGUUCCAGAUAUGCUGUACUCGUGGAGGAAUUUGUCUCAUCAGACUGGAUGGAGUUUAUCAUUUACAAUUUCUACUGUAAGAAGAUGAGUCAAAAUCAGACUGGGGAUCAAAAGUUAAAGGGACACAAAUAAGUAGUUCUUAAUUGCAUUGAGUGUAAUAAAGUACAGAAUUUACCAGUCGUGAGCAUUCAAAAUCUUGUAUGUGGAAAUGCACAAUGCUUUGACUUUGUAUAUGAGGGAAUAAAUACAAACAGCAGCUGCGUCAAAGUUUAAAAGCUGUAAGACCCGUGGUUACGUCAUCAUUCUUUUCCACCUUUGCCUGCUUUUCAUUUACAUCUUUGAUCUAUUUAUUCCCUAAGUAACUAUCCCGAAGUUUAGUGAUUCUUUAAAUUCAGUGAAUUGUUUCCCAAGAGUGUCUCUUUUCAAAAGUUCUCCUUAAUGCAGGUCCUUUCACACAAAUUGUACUGACUGAAAGUGUAAUUGUCGUGUUUGAAAACAGGGUGCUGAGCACUCAUUAAGUCCAGCCAGUGAGCCUGGCGUGAUAAAGGAUUGGCUUUUUCUGUGUCAGAAAUGAGAGUUUUCUUCAUUAUAGUUUCUGUAUUUGCUUUUUGUUAUUAUUUUUGCUUUCUUUAAAUGAUAAACAUCGGGUUUGCUUGGCAUUAUCAUUUGUAUAACAGUUAUUGUUGUUAUUUUUUUUUAAAUAAAUGAACUUUU